GUACGCACCUCCCCCUUCUCUCCCUACCACCCAUCAUAAAAACUAAAAACAUGGGUCGAGGAAAGGCCGCCGAUGCUAAUGGCGCGAAUACCACGACAGCUGAUGAAGCUGUCCUUUUACAAUACGCGAACGCCGAUGGGCACUUCUCCCUCGUCCGCAACUUUCGCCUGGCUGAUUUAAUCACCAUCAUGAAUGGCGUCUGCGGUUCCCUGUCCAUUUUCAGUUCUGGGCACUACCUCCUCACCAAGGAUGAGGACUACCUUUGGCUGGCACUCACCCUUCCUCUGGCCGGCCUCAUGUUUGACUUUAUGGAUGGAAAAGUGGCAAGGUGGAGAAAGUCGUCGAGCAUGGUGGGACAGGAACUGGACAGUCUUGCGGACCUUAUCUCUUUUGGUGUGGCUCCGAUGGUUCUCGCGUUUGCCGUUGGCUUCCGGACCUACCUUGACACCGUGUGUCUGACUGGCUUCAUCUGCUGUGGUCUUGCUCGCCUCGCUCGCUUCAACGUUACUGCGGCCCUCGUGCCCAAGGAUUCGUCUGGGAAGGCUCGCUACUUCGAGGGUCUCCCUAUCCCAUCUUCCCUUGCCCUUGUUGGUGUGCUCGCUUAUUGGACGCGCCAAGGUUGGAUUGCAGACAAAAGUGGUAUCCCGGGCGGUUUGAUGACGCUCUGGGGAGAGUCUGGUGGCCGAGGAGAUAUUCACCCCGUUAGCUUUGUCCUUGCUCUUUGGGCUGCUGCCAUGGUGAGCAAGACCUUACGGGUCCCCAAGCCGUAGAGUUGCGUAUGCAGCACCAUUAUUGACGAUAUAUGACGGACCUUUGACAAAUUUACGAUUCACGAUUGUCUGAUUAGCCAUCUGGGUAUCUAGGGCAGCUAGGGUACAAUAUGGAAGACCUCUCGAUAAUUACGCCAAUUUAUGACGUAUUGAUGACCUUGUCCUACUUG
Messenger RNA from Coniophora puteana RWD-64-598 SS2, 940 nucleotides. Its product is annotated as CDP-diacylglycerol--serine O-phosphatidyltransferase. NCBI's taxonomy places the organism in Eukaryota, Fungi, Basidiomycota, Agaricomycetes, Boletales, Coniophoraceae. Gene Ontology annotation, biological process: phospholipid biosynthetic process. The transcript has 3 exons. Bases 51 to 770 code for a protein of 239 amino acids. The record is from RefSeq and is a predicted model, not a curated record. Gene Ontology annotation, cellular component: membrane. Gene Ontology annotation, molecular function: phosphotransferase activity, for other substituted phosphate groups.